Nannizzia gypsea CBS 118893 is the source of this 936-nucleotide messenger RNA. Its product is annotated as serine-threonine kinase receptor-associated protein. Gene Ontology annotation, molecular function: RNA binding; protein binding. Gene Ontology annotation, biological process: spliceosomal snRNP assembly. The transcript has 4 exons. The coding region runs from base 1 to 936 and encodes 311 amino acids. The record is from RefSeq and is a predicted model, not a curated record. Gene Ontology annotation, cellular component: SMN complex. NCBI's taxonomy places the organism in Eukaryota, Fungi, Ascomycota, Eurotiomycetes, Onygenales, Arthrodermataceae.
AUGACUAAGGUUUCUUCCUCUGCAGAUAAUAACCCUAUGCUCCGGGAUGGGAUAACUGGUGAUUGGAUCGGGACGUUCCUUGGCCACAAAGGUGCCGUUUGGCAGGCAAGGCUUUCCGUGGACGCUACCAUUGCUGCUACCGCUGCUGCAGACUUCUCUGCAAAGGUAUGGGACACACAUACCGGAGAAUGCCUGCACACAUUGCAGCACUCCCACAUUGUUCGAGCAGUUGCUUUCCCGGUGCAAGCUGGUCCUCAAAUCCUAGCUACAGGAGGCAUGGAGAAGAAACUACGUAUCUUUGACCUCUCCCGGGCCCAAGGCAGUAGUUCUUCCUCUCCUACGUCUCAAAGUGCAGCCAACGGAGCAAGUUCUAGCUCAUCUUCCUCUAACGCCAUGAGCUAUGAGAUUGGUCCCGGCGUACACAACGGUACUAUCAAGUCCAUUAUCUGGUACCAGGACUACAACAUCCUCGUCACUGCAGCGGAUGACAAGAAGGUUCGAUGGUGGGAUCUUCGUUCUCGUCAUCCAUGUGCGGAAUAUGCCGUGGAUGGAACUAUUGGUAGCUGUGAGAUGAAUGCGAUUUCAACGACUCCUAAUGACCCAGGAGUAUUGAGCGUUGCUGCGGGCAAAGCAGCGUACUUCUUCGACCCCGUACAACCAGGCCGGUUGUUGAAAAAGACGGAUUUCUCGUAUGAGCUUGCCAGUGUUGCUGUUAACAAGGCCACGAGCCGGUUCGUCACUGGCAGUACGGGUGAUACAUGGGCGCGUGUUUACGAUCUUGAAACAAACGACGAACUAGAGGUGCAACGAGGCCAUCACGGCCCGAUUUGGUCGCUCAGCUACUCUCCUGACGGCAAGAUCUACGGCACAGGAAGCGAGGAUGGAACGAUUAAGUUAUGGAAGGCAUGUAGAGAGCCGUAUGGUCUAUGGAGAUAG